GAGGGGACUGAUACACAGCACGUCUGGUGGGCCGUUCGCUAUCCUGAAACCAUCGGUAUGAGCUCCGCCGCUGUCCGGGCGCUGCUGCUGUUCGCGGCUCUGAUCGUCUACGGGGUGGCAGCUGCACCAUUUUUGGCUGAAGAAGAAGCACAUAAUUUCAUCCGAAACAAACGACAGGCUGGGUACUGGGACCCAAACCAUCCCAAUAAUGUAUGGGGCAUUACUGCUGCUGAGCAAGCAAGUGAAUACUGGACAUCCCUGAGAAAUACAGCACAGUACAAUAUAGAUUUGGGUUCUUUUGCUUUCGCUGGUGAUCCAUCUGCUGCAGAGGAUCACAUCAGGGCCUACAUGGAUUACCUGAGACAGAUGAGCACUUACCUUCAGCCUCAUCACCCACGCAAGUGAAGGAAAACAAAGAGAACAGAAAGACAUUAUUUUGAAAUGAAUUUAAAAAGGACAAUGAUGUCUCAUACUAAUCAAUUGUUGUACUGUAAUCUGCAGCAACAAAAGUUGUAAUGAUAGCUCACUGAAUUCCAACUGUACCAAAAUCUAUCCUGAGAAAGGGCCAGGUUUCAAAUAGUCUUGGAGAAAGUUGAGCAAUAAAAUAUUAAACAUUU
Messenger RNA from Callorhinchus milii (elephant shark), 617 nucleotides. RefSeq lists its product as uncharacterized. The record is from RefSeq and is a predicted model, not a curated record. NCBI's taxonomy places the organism in Eukaryota, Metazoa, Chordata, Chondrichthyes, Chimaeriformes, Callorhinchidae. The transcript is spliced from 5 exons. Bases 58 to 405 code for a protein of 115 amino acids.